AUGAAUUUUAAUUAAAUUUUACGUUCAAGAUCAAAGUCUCCGGUUCGUUAAAUUCCAAGAACUAGUCAUGUAUCAUAUUUCAAAGUUAAGGAAUAAAGACGAAAUCUCUAUAAAAAAGAAUCAUUCUUUUAAUUAGAAGCUUGUUUUUAAAAAAUAAGAUCUUAAUUACUAAAUUUUGCAUUUAUUCAUAUUUAUGAAAAAAUCGCUGUUGAUAAUAAGAGAAUGAAAUUAAUACAAGAAUGUUAAAAUUAGAAAAUAUUAAUGAAAGCUUUGUGUAAGUGGAGUAAAUUAUAUAAAUAUAACAAAAUGAAUUAGUCGUUAAUUUCUUCUCCAACAUUUAGCAACAGUUUAAAAUCUCCAAAAUAUUCAGUUAGUGAAUUUAAGACAAGUUCAACAGGCAAAAAACAAUCAAGUUUAAAAACAAAAAAAGUAUGUAAUGCAUUAGUGAAAAUUCAUAGAAAUAAUUAAAGAAUAUUAUUUACUUUAUAUAAAAUAUUUUAGAUAUAGAAAGCAAAAAAGAAAACUAUUUUAUAUAAAUGGUAUAAGAGAACUUACAAAAGAUUAUUAUUAAAUGUAAAAUUAUGCAAAUUGAUGACAAUAUUUAAUAAAUAAAUAACAAAAUAUCUAUAAGCUAUUAGAUAAUAAAAUCAAUGA
Paramecium sonneborni is the source of this 654-nucleotide messenger RNA. NCBI's taxonomy places the organism in Eukaryota, Ciliophora, Oligohymenophorea, Peniculida, Parameciidae. The record is from the annotation of a GenBank genome assembly.